Messenger RNA from Cucumis sativus (cucumber), 1259 nucleotides. RefSeq names its product vesicle-associated protein 1-3. Gene Ontology annotation, cellular component: plasma membrane; endoplasmic reticulum membrane. Bases 288 to 929 code for a protein of 213 amino acids. Lineage: Eukaryota; Viridiplantae; Streptophyta; Magnoliopsida; Cucurbitales; Cucurbitaceae. The record is from RefSeq and is a predicted model, not a curated record. The transcript has 8 exons. Gene Ontology annotation, biological process: endoplasmic reticulum membrane organization.
CUUUUUAAAAAGAUAAUCAUUAAAAGAAGGAAUAUAUCGCCAUUAUGAAGGAAAGAAAAAAAAAAGAAAAAAAAGAGUGUUAAAAUUCAAUUUUGUUUCUCUCUUUUUAAAACCCCAAAAAGAUAAUCAAUAACAUGAAAAUCAGUUUCGUGUCUGUUGCUGCUUCCGAAAUUUCUCUGGUCCCUCAUUUUGUUUUUGGGAAUUUAUAGAUCCAUGAUAAUUUUUUCAUUAUUCUGAUCGAGUGUUUGGUUAGAUUUUCAAAUCUGCUGGGAUCAAGGGCGACAAAAAUGAAUACUGGGGAUUAUAUCAAUAUUCAACCCUCCGAGCUCAAAUUCCCAUUUGAAUUGAGGAAGCAAAGUUCUUGUUCCUUGCAAUUGACCAACAAAACGGACAAAUAUGUUGCCUUCAAGGUCAAAACCACCAAUCCUAAGAAGUACUGCGUUCGUCCUAAUGCUGGAAUUAUUUUGCCUAGUAGUGCAAGCAAUAUUACAGUUACCAUGCAAGCUCCUAAGGAGGCACCUCCUGAUAUGCAAUGCAAGGAUAAGUUCUUAAUUCAAAGUGUUGUAGCACCAGAUGGUACAACAUCGAAGGACAUUAGUGCAGAAUUGUUUAACAAGGGAGAUGGUAAGGUAGUUGAUGAGUUUAAGAUGAGGGUUGUUUACAUUUUUGCAAAUCCUCCUUCGCCUGUCCCAGAAGGAUCUGAAGAAGGAUCUCCUCCAAGGACCACUGGAGUUGAUGAUGGAAGCCAAAAUUUUGCUUUAUUUGAUGCCGUUUCAAGAUCUCUGGAGGAGCCUAAAGAGAAAUCAUCACAGGCAUGGUCUAACGUUUCUAAGUUGACUGAGGAGAAAGAUGCUGCUUUACUAAAGAAUCAUAAACUACGCCAGGAGCUGAUUUUUUAUUCGAGGGUCGCCGAGCUUAGUCUCAAAUAAAGGAAAGAGUUGAAUCUUGUGAAGAGAUGAUCAAUUCUUGAAGUCUUCUAGUCUUUGUAUUCUUCAAGUCUUCAUAAAUUUUCAAAGCUAUAUAGUCUUCAAUCACUUGGGAGUUUUCUCUCAAGUCUAGAAUUUUGGGUGCAAAAAAUGAAGGGUGAUCUCCAAUAUGUAUGAUCUUUACAUGGGCUUGGUUGAUAUUGGACUCAAUCUCUCAGUUUGGACUCAUUUGAGCCUGACCCUUUUAUAUCAGAUAUAUAAGCUGUAUGGAUCCUAAGGAAUCAUAAAAUCUCCUCGUUUUGUAGUUUUUCUAUGGAGUUCAUUCUUUUUGUU